UCAGAAACUCACAAAGAUAUAUAUAUAUAUAUAUAUAUAUAUAUUUACAGACUAUAUAGCAAUUCCAACAAACCUCUGAAAUACGUUCAACUCAAAGAGUUAAACUAUUUACGUAAAUUUUAUAUAUUGAGCCUGGAAUUAUAAGGUGUAAAUAUAUUUAUAGGAAAAAUGGGUAGCAAGAUGGGGUUGAUUGUGUGCAGCUUGAUAAUUAUGGUGACAUUGCUAAAGGGUGCCACUGCAAAACAAUAUGUGGCUGGAGAUAGCUUCGGUUGGACAAUACCUCCUAACACUUCUUUUUACUCAGAUUGGGCUAACUCCAAGACUUUUCAGAUUGGCGACGAUAUUUUGUUCAAGUGGAACGGAACAUGGACACACAACGUGGCGAAAGUGUCUAGCCGAGUCGAAUACGAAAGCUGCGCCAAACCAGGACUCGUUUUCCUUAGUGGCAUCAGUCACGUACUAACUAACAAUGGUUCUUACUUCUUCGUCUGCACCGUUGAUAACCACUGCGAUCUGGGGAUGAAGAUGAUCGUCACCGUUGGAUCUCCGACGAACGUUUCUGCUAUCAAUGAUCUCAGUAGCGCCUCGUCUUCGAGCUUUGGUUCCUUGGUGGCUACCUUAUUAUCCACCAUUAUCGUUUCUUUAUUCACUUAUGUCUAAGUCGCCACUGUCGUCUUACGUACUUAUAUACAGCAUAGUGUCAUAUUCUUUGUGAUUAUCUCUAAUAAGAGCUAGUGGUGUGGUUAUGGACAGCUCAACAUAGAAUUAAAUUUAUUGAAUAAAAAUGUUUAUAUCUAUAUAUAUACACUAGGUGAAAUCAACUUGAAAGUUUGCUUA
This is a messenger RNA of Humulus lupulus (European hop), 837 nucleotides long. Its product is annotated as stellacyanin-like. Gene Ontology annotation, molecular function: electron transfer activity. The coding region runs from base 169 to 660 and encodes 163 amino acids. Gene Ontology annotation, cellular component: plasma membrane. NCBI's taxonomy places the organism in Eukaryota, Viridiplantae, Streptophyta, Magnoliopsida, Rosales, Cannabaceae. The record is from RefSeq and is a predicted model, not a curated record. The transcript has 2 exons.